Messenger RNA from Rotaria sp. Silwood1, 480 nucleotides. Lineage: Eukaryota; Metazoa; Rotifera; Eurotatoria; Philodinida; Philodinidae. The record is from the annotation of a GenBank genome assembly.
AUGUGCACAACAGCUGCACCAAUGUAUUUUCCAUCUUAUCGCUUGCACGAUACUGUAUUCGUCGACGGUGGAGUUCAAGCCAAUAAUCCAGCAAUGUGUGCCUAUACUGAGGCAUGCAAGAAAAAUGUCAAACGUGAGGAUAUUUUUAUUCUAUCUCUUGGUACAGGCGAUUAUGUACCAGAUCCAUUGAAUCCGAAUGCUAAGCGACAUCUUUUAUUUUGGUUAACUAAUAAGCAUGAUGCUUUGAGUGUCAUUUUGAAUGGUCCAGAACGUAAUAUUGAUUAUCAAUUAAGUAAUAUAUUAGGUAGUGAUCAUUAUAAUCGAUGGCAGGUUUGGCUUGAAAAACCAAUUUCACUUGACGAUAUAAGCAAAGAAAGUUUAGACAAUCUAAUAGAGCUUGCUCGUGCUCAUUUUGACGAAAUGGAUGCUUCUGAUAGUAAUAAUCGAUUAGGAAAACUUAUCGAGCGAUUUAAAGAGUAA